Solea senegalensis (Senegalese sole) is the source of this 8366-nucleotide messenger RNA. RefSeq names its product phospholipase C, epsilon 1 (gene plce1). Bases 290 to 7453 code for a protein of 2387 amino acids. The transcript is spliced from 45 exons. Gene Ontology annotation, biological process: lipid metabolic process; small GTPase-mediated signal transduction; phosphatidylinositol-mediated signaling. NCBI's taxonomy places the organism in Eukaryota, Metazoa, Chordata, Actinopteri, Pleuronectiformes, Soleidae. Gene Ontology annotation, molecular function: guanyl-nucleotide exchange factor activity; phosphatidylinositol-4,5-bisphosphate phospholipase C activity. The record is from RefSeq and is a predicted model, not a curated record.
GUCGCGCAGAGAGUCAGCGCAGUGGAGGAAAAGUUCGCUGGACGAGUGUCAAACUCGACUCCGCGUCUGUUGGAUGAUAACCGGCCUGGAGCCCUCGUGUGUGGGGCCCUGCGAGUGGAUUACACUGCUCUACUGCAGAUGCAUGUUGGGAGCGAUCAAAACACUAGAACACACAUCGGCACAUCUGGCCAUGCACUGUACGCCGCGACUGUGACCGCGCUAUCAAGGAAAUUCCUCGGCCCUCCAGGGUCACCUCCGUGGGUUCUCUAUCGGCAGCUGCAGCAAAACAAUGGAUGCAACGGAACAAGGGAGAUUCCUAGGAGACGCGAUGACCACUGAGAAAAAUCAGACACAUUUGGGAAGUGUAGUGUUUCCUCAGAGAUCUUCUCCAUCCAAUGGAAGCAGACCCUGCAAACAUGCCAGACAUGCAAAUGGCAACCAGGAAGUACGACGGUACUCUGACCAGUCGUUGCGGUCAGGACAGAGGAGCAGUCCUUUCCCACUCUUACACAGGAAGCUGUCAAGUGACAGUGGGCGAGGGACAGUUUUGGACGAGGAACGCGUCUGUUUGGAUUGCAACUUAGAACUAUUACGUACUGAGAGGAAACCUCAUCCAGAGCUGUCUGCCGGCAAGAGGAUUGAAUCAAUAACCAACACAGUUGCUGCAAUACCUGGGAAAAGUUCAGGGGCGUCUCAAUGCCAGCUGGACACAACUGGAGAAGGUGGGGAUGCUGGCAGAAACAGAACUGGCGGCACUUGCUGCUCCUGCACAGUGUCAAGCCUUGACAUGAGUCCAAACACGUCGCCCAGUCCAAGCUCCCACUCCAGCCCUGUUCACAGUCCUCAGCUCAGCUCCAGGCCCUUAAGACCAGAGCAGCGACACAUCCGCCGCAGAAGCCUCCCUGUGUCCAUGCAGGCUUUCCAAAAGAUGUCACCAUGCCUCUUGUCGCAGUGCAGUCCAUCCAGUGAACCAAGUUCUUUGGUGUCCUCUCCCUGUGGUUCCCCCCAAACCAACCGCAAACAUCAUCAACACCAGAACGGACGCCUCAGCCGGCACCAUCUCAAAGACGGUUACUCCAGUUUGGAGAGGCUCAACAGGAAGCCCAGGGUUAAAAAGGGUUCACUGGAGAAACUCUUCGUACGGCGGGAAUCCCUUGAAACCGUGGCGAGCACCUUGGGUCAUGGUGGGAGGUCACACUCAGGAGGGACCAGGCUUAGCAGCGGGGACAGCAGCAGUGAUGACUGCCCCUUGGACAACACAGAUUUUGUUAGGAACCGCAAAGAGCGCUCCACUGUCCUGGUGAGGCGCUUCUUCAGGAACAAUCAGAAGGUGACCAAAUCGGUGUGUACUGGAACCCGAGCGAUUGUCAGGACGCUGCCUUCAGGAUGCAUUUCAGAACAAGUGUGGGAGAAGGUCAUUUACCUCAGGAUAUGGAAACCUACUAAGGAGGAUAUGUGGCCAAUUUUAACACGCGGUAUGGGAGAAGACUUCAGAAUCUGCAGGGGGAUGCUGCGCUUUGUUCGGGUUAAGCCAGAACAGGUUACCAGCUGUGUGCAGGAGAGAGAGGACGUCAACCUGAUUCAUCCUGCCAAGAAGCUCCUGCUGUAUCUUCAUGGAUGUGUGUGUCUCAGGGCGUCUCACUGGCUGGUACACGCCGUCAGCGACAGUCCAGCAUCAGCAACACCUGAUCUGAACUCCUGCCUUAAUCCUUCUCAGCCACUGAGGUUGUAUCGAUCUUGUGGCCAGAGGACGUCAGUGUGUUCCCUGCUGACUGGGGCCCUGCAAGAGGCCACGGCCGCUCUUGGAGCCCGCUGCCCUCUGCCUUACGUGCUGCCUCAGUGUCCCAACAACCACGGCGUGCUGAAAGAGCGUCAGCUGGCCAGCAGUAUGACCAGCAGCAGCUCCCUUCCUCCCAGUGUCAGUGGGAUCAGUAAGGAGCUGGCAGAGCUGCGGCACCUCAUACAGUUCCCUGAGGAAAUUGCUUGUAUCCUCACAGAGCAAGAGCAGCAGCUCUACCAACGGGUCUUUCCCUUGGAUUACCUCUGUUUCCUCACUCGAGACCUGGGCAGUCCUGACUGUCAAAGCAAACGCCACCCAAACCUGAAGUGUUCACUGUCGGCGCCUAACAUGCCUACCCAGAAUGCUCAGCGGAGUAACGCAGUAGAGGACCUGGUGGCACGUUUUAAUGAGGUGAGUUCAUGGGUGACGUGGCUCGUCCUCACAGCAGGGUCCAUGGAGGAAAAAAGAGAGGUCUUCUCCUACCUGGUCCAUGUUGCUAAAUGCUGCUGGAACAUGGGCAACUACAACGGCGUCAUGGAGUUCCUGGCAGGAUUAAGGUCUCGUAAGGUGCUGAAGAUGUGGCAGUUUAUGGACCAGUCAGACAUCGACACCAUGAGAAGCCUGAAGGACGCCAUGGCUCAGCACGAGUCUUCGUCUGAAUACAAGAAACUCGUGACCAGAGCUCUGAACAUCCCAGGAUGCAAGGUGGUGCCAUUCUGUGGAGUUUUCCUUAAGGAACUGAGUGAAGCCUUAGACGGAACAGCAAGCAUCAUCAGCCUUAAACCAUCUCCGGACAGCACAGAGGGCUCUAUAGAGUUUGUGUCCGACUACAGCGGCCAGCACAACUUUAUGUCGCGGUCGGGUCCAAAUGGCCUUCACGUUCCAGAGAAGGAAGCCACGGUUAACAGCAUCCUGCAGAUCAUCCGAUCCUGCAAUCGCAGUUUGGAAACGGAAGAUCCUGACGAGGCCUCCACCAGUCCCUCCUCCACUGGACCGUCACCUGCACUGAGGAGCAACUCUCUCAGGGAUCGUUGCCACAAUCAGUUCAUGGUCGGGGACUUGUCUGAUUCAGACGGUGACUUGUCGUGCGAGACGGCCAUGAAGGACGUCGAGUUUCAGGGCACUGAGGAGACGCACCAGGCUUUCAGCCACGGCACUGAGCUCAUCCCCUGGUAUGUGUUGUCGCUACAACCGAACAUCCACCAGUUUCUGCUGCAGGGCGCUACAGUCAUCCACUACGACCAGGACAGCCACCUCACAGCUCGCUGUCUGCUGCGACUCCAGCCCGACAACACAACACUUACCUGGGGUAAGCCUCAGAGUGGAGGAGCUUCCCCCUCAGAUCAACCACUGGGAUUAGGACAGACCGUAGUGGCAGGAUUAGCAGAGGGACUGCUGGACCUGGGAGUGCUGAAGGCCGUGUUUCUGGGUCACCAGGGAGUGGACGUCCAUGCAGUGUGUUUGCAGAACAAGCUGAGCCAGAUGACGGUGGAGGAGAAUGGCCUCAGCCUCCUCUACGGUCUCAGCACCACUGACAACAGGCUUCUGCACUUCGUGGCCCCCAAGCACACGGCACAGAUGCUUCAUAAGGGCCUGUUAGAGUUGGUGAAUGCAACCAGGAAACUGAAGAAGUUUCCCGACCAGAGGCUGCAGUGGCUGAGGAGGCAGUACGUCAGUCUGUACCAGGAGGACUGCAGGUAUGAGGGCCCCACACUGGCCCAGGCCAUCGAGUUGUUUGGUGGCCGCAGAUGGAGCAUGAGCACAAGUGGGAUGGAGAAAGCCGGUGCCCAGAAGAACAGCCCGCUGAGCAAUGAUAAGGCCAAGAAGAAGAAGAAAGUCCUCGUCAGGGGAGACAGUGGAGAUGCCACAGAUGAUGAGAUGGUUUCCAGAAAAACCCGGAGCUGCAAGGACGGACUGUAUCGGAACGGACCCGAGUCGGACAGCAUCGACCAAGAAGAUCCAGAUGACAACUUCCCAGGACCAUUCUCGCUUUCAUCCAAUAAGAGCCCUGGAUUGCUUGCCUCUUCGUCCUCAUCUUCUUCUUCCUCCAGCAUGGCAGGGUCCAGUCAGUCCCGCCCACAAUCCUCUCCAAUCCUUUCCGGAACCGCUAAGUCACAGCCAGGGGCGUGGAGCAGCAGGUCGUGGCACGGCCGAGGUAAAGGCUGUUUCAGAGGCUUCCAGAACCUCAUGAUUUCUGACAGCACCAUGAGCUUCAUCGAGUUCGUUGAGCUCUUCAAGUCGUUCAGCAUUCGCAGCAGGAAGGACCUGAAGGAGCUGUUUGACACCUUUGCUGUCCCCUGCAGUCGAUCAAGUUCAGAGUCGGCACCUCUCUACACCAACCUCCAAAUAGACGACAGGGACACGGGGCUGCAGCCAGACCUCGACUUGCUCACCCGCAAUGGUUCUGAUCUCGGCCUGUUCAUUCGGACGAGGCAGCAGAUGUCCGACAACCAGAAGCAGAUCUCGGAUGCCAUUGCGGCGGCCAGCAUUGUCACCAACGGCACGGGAGUGGAGAAUGUGUCACUCGGUGUCUUGGGACUGGCUCUCCCCCAGCUCAACGACUUCUUAGUCAACUGUCAGAGAGAGCACCUGAGCUAUGAUGAGAUCCUCAGCAUUAUACAGAAAUUUGAGCCCUCGUCAAGCAUGAGACAAAUGGGCUGGAUGUCAUUUGAAGGUUUUGCAAGAUACUUGAUGGACAAAGAUAACUUUGCCUCUCGUGAUGAGGAGUCCCAGGUGGACGAGGAAGAGCUGCACUAUCCUCUCUCCUACUAUUACAUCGAGUCUUCACACAACACGUAUCUGACCGGACACCAACUCAAAGGAGAGUCCUCUGUCGAGCUUUACAGUCAGGUGCUGCUGCAAGGCUGUAGGAGUGUUGAGUUGGACUGCUGGGAUGGAGAUGAUGGGAUGCCUGUUAUUUACCAUGGACACACGCUCACCACAAAAAUCCCCUUCAAGGAUGUGGUGGAAGCAAUAAACCGGGCUGCGUUCGUCAAUUCUGACAUGCCAGUCAUCCUGUCCAUAGAGAACCACUGCUCCCUGCCACAGCAGCGCAAAAUGGCCGAGAUAUUCAAGACUGUGUGUGGCGAACGCCUUGUGACCCGCUUCCUCUUCGAAGGUGACUUCAGCGACGACCCUCACCUGCCGUCGCCGCUGCAGCUGCGUGGGAGGAUCCUCCUCAAGAACAAGAAGCUCAAAGCCCACCAGGCACCGGUGGACAUUCUCAAACAGAAGGCUCACCAGCUGGCUCACAUGCAGGCCCAGGCCAGCAAUGGAUCGCCGGGGGUUACUUCACCUGGCAACCACACAAAUGAGGAAGAGGACGAGGAUGAAGACGAGUACGACUAUGACUAUGAGUCUCUAUCAGAUGCUGAUGUCCUCACAGCCUCUACCGCCUCUUAUGGCCUGGAAGAUAACAUACUGGAUGACAAGCCAGAGGGGAAGAGCUCGGCAGACAAAGAAGAGCAGCCUGUCGACGAAAUCCCGAAGAGAAUGAAGAAGGGUGACAACACCACACAGAGCAAAGGAAAGGUGUUCGACAUGGAGCUCGGCGAGGAGUUUUACCUCCCCCAGAACAAGAAAGAGAGUCGACAGAUUGCCCAGGAGCUGUCGGACCUUGUCAUCUACUGCCAGGCUGUGAAAUUCCCUGGCCUGUCCACACUGUCUCCAUCAGGCUCUGGCAGAGGGAAGGAUCGCGGGAAGAGCAGGAAGUCCAUAUUUGGCACGGCUCCCACCCGCUGCAGCACAACGGGGGAGAUCACAACUCUGAACCGCACGCCUGGGAAAGGUGGCGCAGAGCGGCUGAGUUGGGAGGAGCAGCAGACGUCCCCCGUCCUCAACCCGCCCACCUCGCUCAGCGCCAUCAUCCGCACGCCCAAGUGCUACCACAUCUCCUCCGUGAACGAGAACGCCGCCAAGCGCCUGUGCCGACGCUACUCACAGAAGCUGAUCCAGCACACUGCCUGCCAGCUGCUCAGGACUUACCCAGCAGCCACCAGGAUCGACUCAACGAACCCAAACCCUCUGCUCUUCUGGCUGCACGGGAUUCAGCUGGUGGCGCUCAACUACCAAACCGAUGAUCUGCCGAUGCAGUUGAACACAGCUUUGUUCGAGGCCAACGGCGGCUGUGGCUACGUCCUGAAGCCAGCUGUUCUGUGGGACCGUGGCUGUCCGCUUUAUCAGCAGUUCUGCCCGAUGGAAAGGGAUGUGGAGAAGAUGAGCCCGGCCGUCUACUCCCUCACUAUCGUCUCCGGUCAGAACGUGUGUCCCGCUAACAGCGCCGGCAGCCCCUGCAUUGAGGUGGAUGUUCUGGGCAUGCCAGUCGACAGCUGCCACUUCCGCACCAAGCCCAUCCACCGCAACACCCUCAACCCCAUGUGGAGUGAGCACUUUCAGUUCAGCGUGCACUUUGAGGACAUGUGCUUCCUGCGCUUUGCCGUGGUGGAGAACAACAGUUCCCAGACGACUGCGCAGAGGACUCUGCCCCUGAAAGCCCUCAAAGCAGGUUACAGACAUGUCCAGUUAAGGACGCAGCAUAAUGAGCCACUUGAAGUUUCCAGCUUAUUCAUCUGCAGUCGCAGAACAGAGGAAGGUCCUGCGGGGGGCGCCACUCCCUCUUCCUUGCUGUUCAGUGCAGAGGAGAAACACGCCGCCCAGCAGCACCGGGUGACGGUGCAUGGAGCUCCUGGUCCUGAACCCUUCGUGGUGUUCUGUGUUACUGAGCAGACCACUGCCAAGCAGCUGCUGGACACGGUUGUGGCCUCCACGGGAAACGCAGCGGACCACUUCCUGUGCGAGGAGAGGGUUCCUCUGCUGAAGGAGCGCAGCGAGGUGAAGCGCUGUGCGCAGCAGCGCCCGCUAGCGCCCGAGGAGGAGGUGGUGAGACUGGUCUCCAGCUGGAACAGCGACGAGGGAUACGUCGGGAGGAUUCUCCUCAAAACAAGAGACGAGAACCUGAAUGAGAAGAACACAGCGGUGGACAGAGAGGAGGAGGUGACUGUGGGAAGCAGAGAAGGAGCAGGAGGAGGUGGUGGAGGAGGAGGAGGAGCAGGAGAAGAUGACAUGUUCUUUGUUCAGGUUCAUGAAGUUUCCCCAGAGCAGCCUCACACUGUGAUCAAGGCCCCGCGCUACAGCACUGCUCAGGACAUCAUUCAGCAGACUCUGUCAAAAGCCAAGUAUUCCUACAGUAUCCUUUCAAACCCCAAUCCGUGCGACUACGUCCUGAUGGAGGAAGUGACCAAGGAGACGGGCUCGAAGAAAUCCUCCGCCGCCAAGCCUCUGCAGCGCGUGCUGCUGGAUCACGAGUGCGUCUACCAGGCGCAGAGUCGCUGGCGCGGCGCCGGACGGUUCAUUCUUAAACUCAAAGAGCAGGUGGUGCGGGAGGACAAAAAGAAGGUAAUGUCCUUCGCCAGCGAGCUCAAGAAGCUGACCAGUCGCAGUCGCAGCAUGACCACUGGCAGCGGAGUGGACGGUCCUGCCCAGAGGUGUCUGUCUGCGGCCGCAGGCCUGAGGGCGUGGGUGGCAGAGGGCAGGAUGGGGGCAGGGAGGUUCCUACAGUCUGCUUCCUCCUCUUCCUUUAGGGGGCAACUCCAACCUGUCCAUCUGUCCACCUCGUCUCUGACCCCGCUCGUCUGGAAGCUCCACCUCCUCAGGAACUGGAAGAUCCACAAAUGAAUUUCCGGAAGGAGAAGAAGGACAGAGAGACUUGUGCUGACUACUUCUACACGUGACGACGUUCUCCUUCAGCAGGAGAGGUUUCAUUUAGGCUCUGACACACUGUAGAAUAUCUCCUCCAUGCCCUGAGGGAGUCUGAUGCUGCCUUGUGUUAGUGGAGCAGGUGGAGGACAGAGUUCAGGUGGCGCUCUGCCUGCUUGAGUGAUGGGAAUCCCGCCCAGCGUCACUCUCGAUGGCGUCAGUGACUCCACGUGCAUUGCUUGCACGUGGAGUCCAGAGUGUGGGACGAAUAAUAGUUUUUGUGUUUAGAUGACGUUAAAGUGCACGUUGACUAGUUGGGUCGCAAUAUUUUGAUGGGUUAUGACAGCAACAUGCGUUUCCUGAUUGUAGCCCCUGAGGGACCUCAGAAAGAACAGAUUUUAGCCAAUUAUUACUCCUAUGGUAGUCUUUUUUGACUGUAACCUGGAGUUUAUUUCACUCUAAUAUACCACCGAUUCCCUGUGCCAAAGUCCAUAGAGAAACUCUGCAAUUUUACCUAAUAACACACAGGAGCUGUUGAUCCACUGCUGCCUCCAUCAGUGAGUCUAAAUGUGUUCUUUUCUCUCUUCUGCGUUUGAAAUCCUUCCUUCUGAUUUAUUUAUGUGACACAAACUUACCAAACAAGGCAGCAGCACACCAGCAGCGCCUGUGUCCCCCGCGAGCUUAAAAUGCUGAUUUUUUUUUUAUGGACUUUGGUGCAGGAGAGCGCGCAGUUUACGAACUUCAAUUUCCAUUCUAUAGCGGCGAGAUAAAGCGGCGAACAUAAUUCUUAAGAUAACACACACUCGAGUGUGUGUUGAACAGGGCUCUCAAACUCACUUUUUGGGAAGAAGCAACUGUUCAGGAGCGGUGUUUUUUUCACAGAAUUUCAAAA